Myotis daubentonii (Daubenton's bat) is the source of this 1419-nucleotide messenger RNA. It is a transcript of the gene APOF, whose product is annotated as apolipoprotein F. Lineage: Eukaryota; Metazoa; Chordata; Mammalia; Chiroptera; Vespertilionidae. Bases 130 to 1005 code for a protein of 291 amino acids. Gene Ontology annotation, biological process: cholesterol metabolic process. The record is from RefSeq and is a predicted model, not a curated record. The transcript has 3 exons.
GAGCUGGGAGCUCCAGGAAUCCAAAAGAAGAAACGGUUUCAUAUUGAGGAUGAAGAUGACAGCGACUGAAGAGCCAGAAGCCUAAGGGUAGAGACAGGCCUGUGUUUAGGUGUGUACUCUGGCCCAGACAUGCGUGGCCUCAGACUCAGCAUACCACUGGAGCUGCUGCUUUGUUGCUACCUCCUGCUGCACCCUGUGGAUGCCAUUUCAUAUGGAAACCAGACAAAUAUCCUGAUGCACCUUCCCUCAUCAUUGGAAUCCUGGCCACCCUCCUCAGGCCCCUUGCCCUGCCAGACCCUGCUCCCAAAGUCCCUGCCUGGCUUUGCCCAUAUGGCCCCUCUACCCAAGUUUCUGGUAGGCCUGUCACUGAUGAUGGCCCUGAAGGAAGCUGGCUGCCAUGCUGAUGCACAGGCCCUGCAGCUUCAGCUCUACCGCCAGGGGGGUAUACAUGCUACACAGAUCCUCACCCGACAUCUUCAACGGCUGGAGAAAGGCAGAAACACCGAGAGGGGCAUGUCAGUGGAUGCCCUGGCCUCUGCCCUGCGGCUGUUGGCCAGGGGACAGCCCGGCCCAGAAAGGGCCCGACGCUCCACCAUCCAGGACUGCGACUUUGAACAGGAGCAGGAUGUGCACAGUAUAAUCCAGUGGUUGCCGACAGUGAGAACCUACUACAACCUGGGCACAGCUUUGUAUUAUGCUACUCAGGACUGUUUGGACAAGGCCAAGGAACGAGGCCAAGAUGGGAUCAUAGACCUGGGUUAUGACCUUUUAAUGACCAUGGUUGGACUGGGAGGGGGGCCCAUGGGACUAGUGAUCAGCACUGCACUUAAACCUGCAGUGAAGGCUGGGGUUGAACGGUUGAUCGAGUAUAUGCAAGAGGGCUUGGGCAGCACCUCUAUGGUGUCCCCUUUGGUGUCAGACGUAGUAAAUUCAGCUCCUUACUGGGAGUGGCCCUUGUUCCAGGACUAUGAAUAUGAUCCUGAGAAUGAGAGUUUUGGAAUAUAAAAGGUGGUAAACACAGAAUAAAUAAAUCUAGUAUUCUGGCUGAGAAGGCUAACCCCUAUUUUGUAAAACUACUGUUUGGAAUUCUCUGCUAUUCUUUAGACGGCCUCUUAUUCUAAAAAAAAAUAAUAACUUUUCUUUCUAGCCUGCUUUAGCCUGCUUGAAUAAUGAAGAAGAUAAACUUAGCUGUCUGACCUUGUAGGCCAGAGACUAGAUACGCCCAUACUCUCAAUGCCAUGCCAGGUGCAUUUUUUAAUUGGAUAGAACUGUCUAGUUUUCAAGGCUACCAGCGAGAUAACCACUAAGCACACAUAGGGCUGGCUCUUUCAUAAAAAGGGAAGUUCUGCUUGUAGCUCUGCUUAGAAUUUGAAUUCAUUUUCUCUAAGCCCACCGCGGUGAAUAAAGUGUAACUCCAAA